This is a messenger RNA of Trypanosoma rangeli, 1341 nucleotides long. Its product is annotated as sister chromatid cohesion protein DCC1. Gene Ontology annotation, cellular component: chromatin; Ctf18 RFC-like complex; chromosome, centromeric region. Lineage: Eukaryota; Euglenozoa; Kinetoplastea; Trypanosomatida; Trypanosomatidae. Gene Ontology annotation, biological process: maintenance of mitotic sister chromatid cohesion; mitotic sister chromatid cohesion. Bases 1 to 1341 code for a protein of 446 amino acids. The transcript has a single exon. The record is from RefSeq and is a predicted model, not a curated record.
AUGACGUACGUGACGCUACGAUCUGAAUUUGCGACGCGCUCUGACUACCGCCUUCUGGCACUAGAGGCGAAGUGUGUGCAGAGUCUAAAAGAUAAGCUGACGACACAUGGGCCCGCGACCUCCCCAACUACAGCAGCAGCAACUGGCAACAACACGACGUUGCUCAUGAUGAAAGGCACCUCUCAGUUGCUGCUCUGUGAUGAUGAUCACACGUACCGGAUUCGUCGCGUGGAGUACUCAAAUACACUUCUUCUUGCCGAGAAGCACCCAAUGUGUGACUGUGACAGAGACGCUCUGAAGAGUGUAUCUGUACCAGGUUGCAGUGCCUUCUCAAAGGCUGAGGAGACUUCCAAACACGUCGUUAUUAGCGCUGCAGAACGCCUCUUUGAGGCAAAACCAUCUUGUGCUUCUCGAGAUGUCUUGAGGCUAAUAAAGGCAUCUCCCGUCACCAUUGAGGAGCUUGAGUCUGAAUAUAUCCAACUACCAGGCGAUUCUGCCGAGGUCAAAACGACUAUACCCGACGGCAUGGAUAGUCAACACUAUACAUUUUCACAGCUUGUGUCGAUGAGCCACUCCAGUGCGCGGGAGCUGUCAGACAUGCUUUGUGGCGCAGGAGCUAUUGUAUAUCACGGGCACGUUCGUCUGCUGCACCCCUCCCUUUUGCGUGAGGCUCUUCAGGCAGUGAUUGUUUUUAUGGAGGGCUGCGAGGACGCCUCGUGGGGCGCGGUGGAGGAGCACUUUUGCCCGUCUGUCUACCCAAGCAUUGUUAUUCAUGUGAUCCAAGGAGUUUACGGUGCACUGAAGCAUGUGGAAGGGGGAAAAGGGGCAGCGGCGUUACUUCACAUGCAAAAGGUGCUGCAAGCGCUGGCCGAGGUUGCCAUUGUUGUUCUCAAGGCUCGUGCUGGCGUUGAGGAACCGUGUACUCAAUUUCGUGGUGAUGAAAUCGCUUUGUAUUGUUCGGUUGACUUUGAGUCCUUUUAUGGCACGUGGACAGAUAGCAUCCCGACUUCGUUUUUUGCAUCUGGUGGAGUUCCGCCGCGAUCCGAUCUGGCGGCUCUUAUGUCGCUGUUGCAUGGCGUUGUUAUUAUCCAUGGGGCACGUGGUGAUGGCCAUGCCGGCGCGACAGUUGUCUGGGCACCGCGGGAUGAGCUUGCCACUGAUCUGUCGCGGCGUAUGGAGCAGCUAUUUGAGCUGAAUUCUGGACGAUGGGAGGCGGAUGCGUUGCGCGCAUACGUGGAGCCGCUGCUGGAUCCUGGCAUGACGUUUGAGCAGGUGGUGCACAGAUAUGCAAGGGAGUUCCACACGCCAAACCAGCCAGUCAGGUACGGAAGACUUGCUUGA